AUGGCAGACUACAGCGCGAGACUGGACAGUCAAUCGCAAAUCAAAGACCCGCCCCCUUCUAAACACGAACAAUAUUCGGUAUCGCAGUUGCCGUCUCUUCGCGAAGGCUUCAGGGAGAGCGGUGUACGGUCAGGGCUGGUUACAGGCCACCACGACGUUUCUGAUGGCCAAGAGGAAGCGCGUCGAAAUGGAUUCGACGCGCUCUUACCGCCAUCGCUGCUUCGGCAGUCCUUCUACCACGACUUCCUGGGUCCGCUGUCUUCCCCAUCUAGCGGCAGUGGCUCCGGUCAGCAUUGCUCACUUGAUGGGAAAGGAAACCCCGCAGCCUCGCUAGAUGGCUACGCGACCCACUUGGGUCCGCAUCGGACAACGCCGAAACGCAUCCAUGCCAUUGAGACCGAAUGCGAUGAACAACUAUGCUCCGCGCACAAGGGUGAUAAUGACGAAGACUCCAGUGAGGACGAACGAUACGGUGGAAACUACCCGGUCUGUCGCGUACGGGAAAUUGAUCAGGGGGCCGGCAAAGAACCUCUCAAGGAGUUCUUCAGCCGUAGUGGAGUGAAACUCGAGAUUGCCAAGAUUCCCGUGCAGAUCAACGAUAAGAAGUACCUCAAGUUCGCGCAACCGGUUCCUGGGGAUUCAAGUCGGUGGCAUUGUGUUUAUGAGACGAUGGAAGACGCAGAACCUACGCCAUGCGGGUAUAAGUCUACUAAGCACUUCGUCAAGCGGCAUAUCGAGACCACGCACAUGAGCAUCCGGUACGUGUUUGUCGCCAGUCAAGCAGUCCUUUCAUAA
This is a messenger RNA of Peniophora sp. CBMAI 1063, 795 nucleotides long. The record is from the annotation of a GenBank genome assembly. NCBI's taxonomy places the organism in Eukaryota, Fungi, Basidiomycota, Agaricomycetes, Russulales, Peniophoraceae.